Messenger RNA from Balaenoptera musculus (blue whale), 3514 nucleotides. It is a transcript of the gene LONRF2, whose product is annotated as LON peptidase N-terminal domain and ring finger 2. Gene Ontology annotation, molecular function: protein binding. The record is from RefSeq and is a predicted model, not a curated record. The coding region runs from base 139 to 2427 and encodes 762 amino acids. The transcript has 12 exons. Lineage: Eukaryota; Metazoa; Chordata; Mammalia; Artiodactyla; Balaenopteridae.
CGCCGCGCACCGCCCACCCACAGACGCGCGUGGCUCUCGGCGGAGGCGGCGCCCGCGCUGCGGCCGCCGGGCCCGGGCAGCGAGCAUCCUCCCUUCUCCGUUCCUCCCUCCGGCCCUAGUCGCCGCAGCCCCGCGGUGAUGAGCCCCGAGCCGGUCCCGCCGCCGCCCCCCUGUCGCGGCUGCGACUGCGGGGAGCCGCUCGCCCAGCGGGUGGAGAAGGGCGACGAGGCCUUCCGCGCGGGCGAGUACGAGACGGCGGCCGAGCUCUUCCGCUCCGCGCUGGCCGGCCUGGCGCGGCCCGACCGCGGCCUGUGCCUGCGGCUGGGGGACGCGCUGGCCCGCGCCGGCCGCCUCCCCGAGGCCCUGGGCGCGUUUCGCGGCGCCGCGCGGCUCGGGGCGCUGCGGCCCGACGAGCUGGGGGAGCUGGCGAGCGGCCUGGCGUGCGUCCCGGGCCCGCGCGAGCGGCGGCCGCCGGUGGGGAAGCCGGGCCGCGCCCCCGGGGAGGCGCCGAGCGGGGGGCCGUCGGCCUCGGUGCCCGCGGCGCCUCGGGACCUGCUGGACUGCCCGCGCUGCCAGCGGCUGCUGCACAAGCCGGUGACGCUGCCGUGCGGGCUCACGGUGUGCAGGCGCUGCGCUGAGCCGGGGCCGGGCCGGCCGCCGGCGCGCCGCGUCAACGUGGUGCUGAGCGGCCUGCUGGAGAAGUGCUUCCCGGCCGAGUGCCGGGCGCGCAGGCUGGCGGGCCAGGUGCGGAGCCUGCAGCGCCAGCAGCAGCCCGAGGCCGCGCUGCUCAGGUGCCACCAGGCCCUGGACCUCGCUCCUGGUGAUAAUUCGUUAUUGCUGCUGCGGGCAGAGUUGUAUUUAUCCAUGAAGAACUAUGAACAGGCUCUGCAGGAUGCCAGUGCGGUUUGUCAGAAUGAACCUCUCCUGCCUAAGGGACAUCACGUGAAAGCUCUGGCUCUUUCCGGACUGGGAAGAAGUAAGGAAGUGUUGAAGGAGUUUCUCUACUGCCUUGCUUUGAAUCCUGAAUGUAACUCAGUGAAGAAAGAAGUGCAGAAGGUAAUGUGUGAGGUGUUUUUCCCUGCUUCAGAAAACGUGCCUCAGCGUUUAACAUCUUCCGUCCAAAGCAGAAUGUUGAACACAAGAUUAACGGCUCAGUGUCAGAACCACGUAAACAGCCAGCCUCCUGUGGAGGGAGGUGGCAGUGCAGGGAGUUCUAAGAAUCCAUCUGAGAAACAGGAUGUGUUUAGAAAUACCAAUUCUUCGGUGUUAUAUUUUAUACUGGGCCUACACUGUGAAGAGGAUAAGGAAGUGUUAGAAAGUUUUCUUCCAGCGGCGCUGAGCACUGGUUUAAAGAGACAGUUUCCGAAUGAUUUGGAGGAUGCACACGAUGUGAACGCCCCUGGAAAAAUUCCCAAGAAAGAGGCUGAUUCCUCACCCCAAAGGAACGUGAGCUCUAACGUAGGAGAAAGUGCAGAGCUCCUGAUAGACGUGGCUGAUUUUGAGUGUGCCCUUUGCAUGAGGUUGCUCUUUGAGCCUGUCACUACGCCCUGUGGACACACGUUUUGCCUAAAAUGCCUCGAGCGCUGCCUGGACCAUGCCCCGCAUUGUCCUUUGUGCAAAGAAAAACUCUCAGAAUUGUUGGCAAGCAGAAAUUUUCAUAUAACUACUCUGGCUGAAGAAUUAAUAUUUCGAUAUUUGUCAGACGAACUGUCCGACAGAAAGAGAAUUUAUGAUGAAGAAAUGACGGAGCUUUCAAAUCUGACCAGGGACGUGCCCAUCUUCGUGUGUGCCAUGGCCUUCCCCACCGUGCCCUGUCCGCUCCACGUCUUUGAGCCCCGCUAUCGGCUUAUGAUAAGAAGAUGCAUGGAAACUGGCACCAAACGGUUUGGCAUGUGUUUAUCUGCUGAGCACGCAGGGAUCUCAGAGUACGGCUGCAUGCUGGAGAUCAAGGACGUCAGGACGUUCCCCAAUGGCAGCUCCGUCGUGGAUGCCAUUGGGAUUAGCCGCUUCCGGGUUUUGAGCCACCGUCACAGAGACGGCUACAACACGGCGGACAUUGAGUAUCUGGAGGAUGAAAAGGUGGAAGGUCCAGAGUAUGAAGAACUCACCGCACUGCACGAUUCAGUUUAUCAGCAGUCUGUGUCCUGGUUUGCUUCACUUCAGGAUCACAUGAAAGAACAGAUUUUAAGCCAUUUUGGGUUAAUGCCCGACAGAGAACCUGAGCCUCAGAGUAACCUUCGUGGUCCUGCCUGGUCCUGGUGGACCCUGGCAGUGCUGCCGUUGGAGCGGAAGGCUCAGCUGGCCAUGCUCAGCAUGAUCUCGCUGAAGGAGCGUCUGCUCGCCAUUCGGCGAAUACUAGCCAUCAUCACGCGUAAGAUGAGCAGUCGGCAAGAGCUGGUUAAUAAUAGCCGGGAGAGAAAUAAUUGAUUUCCUCUCUCAGGGUUUCUGCAAGCCCUUGUCUUUUUAUGAGGAGUUCCAGGCACGGACGAGUGACAUCCAUCCAUCGUGCUUUGUAAAAUGCUUGUUGAUACGGUUACAGAAUGGAACACUUAGCACACGUUGAGCCCUACUCAAAAGUUGCAAGUCUGUGCCUGGUGGAAUCUGACUCUGUACGAGGUUAGCCUGAAAUUUGAAUGGAUCCCACGGUUGGAAAACAACCUAAGAAAAUCUCUCUGAACCAGAUGCUUUUGGUGUGUAGCUCACUGACAACAGGGGACAGCCCAGAUGAUUGACAAGUGGUUUAGGUUUUGCAAGAAAGAAGACUCCCUUCCCAGUAAAGUGUCUUGCUCGUCCAGAUGAGAACAGCAUGCUUUGGAGGGAAAUCACAUUUUUAUCUGGAAGCAUAUUUCUCAGAGUACAGGCUAACCAAAAACGUGCUUAGGCUUUGUGUGUCACUGUGAAGUUGUCUGUGAGGUGGAGGAAUCAAACAGUUGUCUAGUGGCAGGGCUGAAGUGAGUCCUUACCCAAGGAGUAGUAUAGAACCGGUUAGAACUGUGUUUUGUGUCCUGCAGUAGAUCAGGUGUUGUAAAUUGCAUGUUUUAAUUAAAUGAAUAUCAAAAUACAAGAAGGGUACCUUGGAUGUAGAAAAAUCUGAAAACAGUAUAGUUGAUUUGAGGAUAUGUACUUACACACACACACACACAAAACAAAGAAUGAAUAAAGGGAGCUAAAACUGUACAUGCAUUGGGAUGUUCAGAAUACAACCAAAGUAGUGCAAAGAACCCCUUGAAAACAUAACCCUGUCCCAUUAAUUCAGUGGAUGUGAAGCAUUUAGGAAAUGUCAUCUUUCUACUCAGAUUGGCAUUAGAAACUAGGCCCAUCAGUAAAUUUGAGUUCACCAUCCAUCCACUAAUAUAUGAAGACAUUAAAAAGCUGCUAUGAAAUGGGUAUCUGUCUAUUCCAGGAAAACACAUCGGGACAGUAUACAAGGAGAGGGAGGCAGGUAUGGGAUGUAAACAUUUAGCAAGUUUUUCUCCAACCCCAACCUGAAAAUUAUCUUUCUUUGGUUUUUUUA